Zea mays is the source of this 1447-nucleotide messenger RNA. Its product is annotated as protein SYS1 homolog. Gene Ontology annotation, cellular component: Golgi membrane; trans-Golgi network. Bases 341 to 838 code for a protein of 165 amino acids. The transcript is spliced from 3 exons. Lineage: Eukaryota; Viridiplantae; Streptophyta; Magnoliopsida; Poales; Poaceae. Gene Ontology annotation, biological process: Golgi to plasma membrane protein transport; protein localization to Golgi apparatus; Golgi to endosome transport. The record is from RefSeq and is a predicted model, not a curated record.
AUGGAUGAGAACCUGAAAAAUAAGAAUUGCAUACCAAAUCUUAAAAUUUGUCUCCUUUCCCACAAGUCCCCGAGAGCAGCCGCGAAGAGAGAUCCCGCGCUCAACCACCGAUUCUCGGCCGCGGCCUCCCUCGGCCCCUCCUUGAUCCCUUCCUCCUUCCCUUGGUGGCCGCCGGGGACGGGGAGCGAAGAAGCGUCCCUUCCUUCCCUCCGUUGGUCGCCGGGGAGGAGGAGUGAAGAAACCUCCCUUCCUCUUCCCCUCCGGUGGUCGCCGAGGACGGGGAGCGAAGAAGCCUGUUUUCCUCCUUCCGUCCGGUGGUCGCCAGGGACGAGGAGCGAAGAUGUUCUAUGGGGCCAUGGUGUGGGAUCCGUGGCUGAUCGUGUCGCAGAUCGUGUGCCUGCAGUGCCUCUACUACUUGUCGCUGGGCGUCGCCAUGGCGCUCCUCGUCGGCACCCGCGUCCCGCGACUCACCCUCCUCUACCUCUUCGACUUCUCCACGCUCACCCCGCGCACCCCCACAGGUUGGUGCGCCAUCGCAUCAUUCCUCCUCGCCGCCGUCACUGGAGCUGGGUUCAUGCUUUAUGUGAUUGAGCGAGCCAAAAAGUGCCUGGACUUUGCAGCAACACUCUACAUAAUCCAUCUCUUCAUUUGCAUUGUUUAUGGUGGAUGGCCAGCUUCAGUUACAUGGUGGGUUCUUAAUAUAACUGGUUUGGCAACCAUGGCUCUCCUGGGUGAAUACCUAUGCAUCCGGCGGGAGUUGAAAGAAAUUCCAAUAUCACGGCUUCGUGCAAGUCGGAGAUGCCAAGGUCCCCAAGGUCAAUUGGGUGACAAGUUUUAACCCAAGUCAGAAGGCAAUGACCACCAGGGUUUUCAAAUCGUCCGAUUUAUCGCGAUUAAUCGGUCUGGUCGGUCAAACGUAGCCGAUUACGGUCACCAACCCGAUUAGGUGGCCUAAUCAUCCAGAUGUCCGAUUUAUCGUCCCUUAAUCGCGAUUAGGUGGCCUAAAUUUAGAAAGCAAAUGCUGCCAUGCAUCAUUACUGACUCGUCAUUUUCUGGAUCUGAAACAGUAUAUGUAUAUAAAAUAAAUUUGAUAUUUGGUAUGGUUGAGUGCCCACGUGUUUCCUUGCUAAUUAUCAUAGUAAAAACAUCACUGAAACGCCAUGUUAUCUCCGUUUCAACCCAGUUGUUCAUCAGGGAAAUCAAUAAUAUUAGAGUUCUUAUCUACCCCUGCUAUAAUAAUACCAGCAUGGUUAAUGGUUGAAAAAUGUCAUCUGUUAGAAUAAAUGUAUCUUUUAGAUUGGUCAACUAUUUUGAAUUCGAACAAGCAUUAAAUAUUGCUGGAUUCUCGAAAUUUGAAUUUGGUUCUAGUACAACAUGUUGGUGCUUUCCUUCUUCCAUGAUUCUUUUUUUUUCAUACUGACUUUUGACCUUACUUUCCAUCUGCUGA